CUGCGCUCGGGGCGGGGAGCUGGCCCAGCGUCCGGUGCAGCCCGGUCAGGCCGGAGCCAGACGGCGGGCCGGUCCCGCGCCAUGGGCCGGCUGGUGGCUCUGAGUUUGCUGGGCAUCGGGCUGGCGCUGCUGGGCGAGCGGUUCCUGGCGCUCAGAAGUCGACUUAAAGCUUCCAGAGAAGUAGAAUCUGUAGACCUUCCAAACUGCCACCUCAUUAAAGGAAUCGAAACUGGAGCUGAGGACAUUGACAUUCUUCCUAAUGGUCUGGCUUUCUUUAGCGUGGGCCUCAAGUUCCCAGGGCUACACAGCUUUGCACCAGAUAAGCCUGGAGGGAUACUGAUGAUGGAUCUCAAAGAUGAGAAGCCGAGGGCGCUGGAGUUAAGAGUCAGCUGGGGCUUUGAUUUGGCUUCAUUUAACCCACAUGGCAUUAGCACUUUCAUAGAUGAUGAUGAUACAGUUUAUCUCUUUGUUGUGAACCACCCGGAAUUCAAGAAUACAGUGGAAAUUUUUAAAUUUCAAGAAGAAGAAAAUUCUCUGUUGCACCUCAAAACAAUUAAACACGAACUCCUUCCAAGUGUGAAUGACGUCAUCGCUGUUGGGCCGGCCCACUUCUACGCCACCAAUGACCACUACUUCUCUGAUCCUUUCUUGAAGUAUUUGGAGACAUAUUUGAACCUACGCUGGGCAAAUGUUGUUUACUACAGUCCUGAAGAAGUUAAGCUGGUGGCAGAAGGAUUUGAUUCAGCCAACGGGAUCACUAUUUCACCUGAUAAAAAGCAUGUUUACGUUGCUGACAUACUGGCUCAUGAAAUCCAUGUUUUGGAAAAACAACCAAAUAUGAAUUUAACUCAACUAAAGGUUCUGCAAUUGGGUACGCUGGUGGACAAUUUAUCUAUUGAUCCUUCCUCGGGCGACAUCUGGGUCGGCUGUCACCCUAACGGCCAGAAGCUCUUUGUGUAUGACCCGAACCACCCUCCCUCGUCAGAGGUUCUCCGCAUUCAGAACAUUCUCUCCGAGAAGCCAUCGGUGACAACAGUGUAUAUCAACAAUGGGUCUGUCCUCCAGGGAAGUUCUGUGGCGACAAUAUAUGAUAGGAAACUUCUUGUAGGCACUUUAUACCAGAGAGCCUUGUACUGUGAACUCUGAAUUGUAUUUUUGGCAUGCAAGUGCGAUAAAGUUUUAACAAAAUAAUCUUUUGAUUAAUGGCUAAUUCUGAGGGUAUUUAACUGUCAGUACUGACCUAGUAAUAUACCACAUACAUAGUUACUCUUAUUUCAAUAAGGAAAGGCCCCACAAUUCUGAUGCACUUUUAGCAUCAAAAGAAAAUGAACUUUAUUAUUGGCUUUGUCCAUUAGUUUGUUUGUUUUAUGCUGAUCCAGGGAGAAAGAAGAAAGCUGCUUUUCCAUGAAGUGAAUGCAUUUUGCACAGAGGGGCUUCACCUCCGUACCUUCACCAUGUAGGAGUCCACUGAAACAGGGAGUGUUAUAAAAAUGUCAUUGGCCUCAGUCCCCAUGCUGUGACUACUGAGUGUGUUGAAGACUACUGAUGGAUAACAUUUUGAUGUUUUGUACUUCCAGCUUUGUUUACUGUUUUACAAGUUAGAAUUGUAUUAAAGACUAACCAAAACCCAUGGGUUUGUUUGUGUUUAAUUCCCAAGGGAGAUUUUUCGGGAGAUGUCAGGAGGGGAGUGACUCCUAGGGAAUUCAGUUGGACAGGAACAAAUGGCUAUAUUAAUUUCUCAUGAAAGCUCAGUGUAAAAGAGCUCUGUUUUGGAAAAAAAUAAAACAAGCGAAUACUGUAGCUCAA
Molecule: messenger RNA, 1806 nt
Organism: Arvicanthis niloticus (Nile rat)
Lineage: Eukaryota; Metazoa; Chordata; Mammalia; Rodentia; Muridae
Gene: Pon2
Product: paraoxonase 2
Biological process (GO): response to toxic substance
Cellular component (GO): extracellular region
Molecular function (GO): arylesterase activity
Source: RefSeq, a predicted model, not a curated record